AAAAUCAAUAAUGAUCAGAAUAAGAUUGGCGAAAGCUACGAUCCUGUUGAAAGCUCUAAUUAUAAUGACGUUAAUGAUUUUAAUAAACACUCCCACUCACGACACUCUCCUCUACAACGUUCUUAUUCACGCUACUCUCCUUUACGCCAUUCUAGUUCACAAAGUCAAUCACAGCCCAAUAACUGCAAGAUACUCUUAUUUAAAUCAGAUUAUGAAGCUGCAGCAUAUGUUGCUGAAAGACCAGAACUUUUAAAAAUUGCAGUACAAAUAGCUCAGUAUGAUGGCCUUAAAGUGUCAGACAAUGAAGAAAAAACCACAGUUCUUACUCAACUAUUGAUAAGCAAAAAAUUAAGUAAACAAAAGCAAAAGUUGGCUCAAGAAUACCAAGAAGCGGCUAAGAAUAAAAAUUGCUGA
Molecule: messenger RNA, 414 nt
Organism: Dentiscutata erythropus
Lineage: Eukaryota; Fungi; Glomeromycota; Glomeromycetes; Diversisporales; Gigasporaceae
Source: the annotation of a GenBank genome assembly